Messenger RNA from Metopolophium dirhodum (rose-grain aphid), 1648 nucleotides. RefSeq lists its product as uncharacterized. Bases 239 to 1441 code for a protein of 400 amino acids. Lineage: Eukaryota; Metazoa; Arthropoda; Insecta; Hemiptera; Aphididae. The record is from RefSeq and is a predicted model, not a curated record. The transcript has 12 exons. Gene Ontology annotation, molecular function: translation initiation factor activity; protein binding; mRNA binding. Gene Ontology annotation, cellular component: eukaryotic translation initiation factor 4F complex.
GCCGCCGCGGGUGCACUAUACUACCAUUAUAAUGGACAUGUCAUCAUGCACCGUCGUUUCUACCGAGACAGUUCGUCUAGAUGCGUUCCGUCGGGUCGAGUCGUAUAAAUUCGUAUUGCAUUAGACGCAUGUACCAUCAUAAUAUUGCCAUCGUCAAGUCUGAAACCAGAAAAGAAUAUUACUUCACGCACGUAGUUGAUUGUUUGUACUGCAGUUGAUAAAAUUGAAAAAAAUCAUUAUGGAACAAAUUAAUAACUCUGAUCAAGUAUUAAAUACUGUAAGAUCGAUUGUUUAUCAUUUAAAUGAUGUCAACUUGGCUAAGAUGACACAAAAAAUGAUUGCUUUGCCAAUACAUAGUGUUAAAUUACUCGAAGAUAUAACGGAUAUAAUAUUUGAUCGAGCUUUAAAAAGGCAAAACUAUACACACAUAUACGCCCAAAUGUGUGCAUGUAUGAUGAAUGACCCUAAAUUUAAUAAACUUGCUACAGAUACUAAAACAACAUUUCAAAAAGUUUUAUUAAAAAAAUGUUCUGAUGUAUUUCAUACAAAGUAUCAACAAGAAUUAAAUAAAUUAAAAGAGAAGAUGAAAAAUGAUAAUAUGGUACCAAAGAAGUGUAUAUCCACUUUAAAUAAUUUUCAAUUCGAUUUUAAUAAAAAAUCCAUAUGUAAUUGCAGAUUUAUUGGCGAACUUUUUAAAAAGGGCGCUUUUCCAGAAAAAGCUAUUCUGUCCUGCAUUACAGAUUUAAGUAAAGAGAAUGAUGAAAAUUAUGAACUACAAAUGCAUUGUUUAUGUACAAUAUUACAAUUAGUAGGACCAAUAUUAUCCAAGACACAUGAUUUGAAAAGACCAGUUGAUAAGCUCUUAUCAUCUAUUAAUAACCAUGGUAUGUCAUCGACACUGAAACGUUCAAUACAUCAAAUAAAAAGAAUGCAUUCCAAGGGUUGGAUGAAUGAGGAGCCUGUCAAAUUUAUAGAAAACAAUCAAUCUGCAUUUUCUGGUUUACCAGAACACUUGAAAAAUGUGUACAAGGUAAAAUCAGAUAUAAUUAUUGCAGAAUGGAUAUAUGAUGAGUGUUAUGAUGUUCUUAUGAAUUUUGCUGACAAGAAUAAAAUUGAUGAAGUUAUACAGUUAUUAAAGAUAAGUAAUACCUGGAAUUCCUACGAUCCAGUUUUAUUUGUAGUCUCACUAAUUCUUGUAGCUAUAGAAGAAGACCAAGUAAUAAGAAAUAAAGCUGGAAAACUUUUAAAUAACCUUAACAGAAAGAAUAAAUUAUCAAAAAGUUCAAUUCAAUCAGGAGUCAACAAAGUUUUGAACGAUUCGGGCAUGAAGGAAGAGCAUUCAAAUCUAUCAAAAUUGGUUUUAGAUAUAACUGGUCAGUUUUUGUAUUCUAGUAGCUCUAAAAAAAAUUCAAAGGAAUCAGGAUGGAAAAAUUUCAUAUAAUCUUCAUAAAAAAAAAAUUAUAAACAUGUUCUAUUCAAUCAGGAAUCAACAAAGUAUUGAACCAUUCAAACAAACAAAACAAGAGUAUUUAAAUCUGUCAAACUUGGUUUCGGAUUUAGUUAUAUAUCAGUAUCUAAACAUUAAAGUUUAGUAAUGUCUGUUAAAUUUAAAAUUAUUAAUUGAUAACAUAUCUUGUAAAAUUUUGUA